AAGAAGCAGAGCAGAGAAGAAAAGCAGACACAAGGCAUUGAACCUCCAUCACCAUGGGGAACUGGAUUGAGAAUGAGGGGCUCUCCAUCUUUGUCGUUCUGGUGUGGCUGGGGAUGAACGUCUUCCUCUUUAUCCAUUUCUAUGGGUUAUAUUUCUCUAGACCUCAGUUCUAUUACACUCGAAAACUUCUUGGGUUUGCGCUGCCAUUGGCCAGGGCCCCUGCAGCCUGCCUGAAUUUCAACUGCAUGCUGAUUCUGCUGCCAGUCUGUCGAAAUCUGCUCUCCUUCCUCAGGGGUUCCAGCGCGUGCUGUUCCACAAGAAUUCGAAGACAGCUGGACAGGAACCUCACUUUUCAUAAAAUGGUGGCAUGGAUGAUUGCACUUCACACUGCGAUUCAUACCAUUGCCCAUCUGUUUAAUGUGGAAUGGUGUGUGAAUGCCCGAGUCAACAAUUCUGAUAGCUAUUCAAUAGCACUCUCUAACCUUGGAGAUAAACCUGGUGAAAGUUACCUCAAUUUUGCUCGAAAGAAAAUCCCGAAUCCUGAAGGAGGCCUGUAUGUGGCUGUGACCCGGCUGGCCGGCAUCACUGGUAUUGUGAUCACACUGUGCCUCAUAUUAAUUAUCACUUCCUCCACCAAAACCAUCCGGAGGUCUUAUUUUGAAGUGUUUUGGUACACACACCAUCUUUUUGUGAUCUUCUUCAUCGGUCUCGCCAUCCACGGAGCUGAGCGAAUCGUUCGCGGGCAGACCCCACAGAGUUUAAAGGAACACAAGCCUGAGCAAUGUGACAGAGACCCCUCAGAGUGGGGAAAACCAGGAAAAUGCCCAAUCCCACAGUUCUCUGGGAACCCUCCUAUGACGUGGAAAUGGAUAGUGGGUCCCAUGUUUCUGUAUCUCUGUGAGAGGUUGGUACGGUUUUGGCGAUCUCAACAGAAGGUGGUCAUCACCAAGGUGGUCACUCACCCUUUCAAAACCAUUGAGCUACAGAUGAAGAAGAAGGGAUUCAAGAUGGAGGUGGGACAAUACAUUUUUGUCAAGUGCCCCAAGGUGUCCAGGCUGGAGUGGCACCCUUUCACACUGACCUCCGCCCCUGAGGAAGACUUCUUUAGCAUCCAUAUUCGUAUCGUUGGGGACUGGACGGAAGGACUUUUCAAUGCUUGUGGCUGUGAUAAGCAGGAGUUUCAGGAUGCUUGGAAACUACCUAAGAUAGCUGUGGAUGGGCCCUUUGGCACAGCCAGUGAAGAUGUGUUCAGUUACGAGGUGGUGAUGUUAGUGGGAGCAGGGAUCGGGGUCACACCCUUUGCAUCCAUUCUCAAGUCCGUCUGGUAUAAAUAUUGCAACAAUGCCACCAAUCUGAGGCUCCAAAAGAUAUACUUCUACUGGCUGUGCCGGGACACACACGCCUUUGAGUGGUUUGCGGACUUGCUGCAGCUUCUAGAGACCCAGAUGCAGGAGAGGAACAACGCCGGCUUCCUCAGCUAUAACAUCUAUCUCACGGGCUGGGAUGAGUCUCAGGCCAAUCACUUUGCUGUGCACCAUGAUGAGGAGAAAGAUGUGAUCACAGGCCUGAAACAAAAGACCUUGUAUGGACGGCCCAACUGGGAUAACGAAUUCAAGACAAUUGCAAGUCAACACCCAAAUACCAGAAUAGGAGUUUUCCUCUGCGGACCUGAAGCCUUGGCUGAAACCCUCAGUAAACAGUGCAUCUCCAACUCUGAGUCUGGCCCCCGGGGAGUGCAUUUCAUUUUCAACAAGGAAAACUUCUAACUGGUCUCUUCCCGGGAGAUCAGUGUGGGUUAUGCCGCCAAGUACCUAACCCAAUAAUGCUAGUUGAUCAUGUAAAUUCCCCCCUUACAAAAAGAGAGAAAAUGAAACUAUAAGGGGAAGGUUUUCCCCGAAAGGAGUGUUAAAGAUUGUUUGAUAGUGAUAAUUUGCAUUUGUAUGGAGCUUUAUGGUUUUCAGAGCACUUUUACAAACUUGAUUUCAUGUUUUACUCACAAUAAUGCCAGAGAAAGGUAGGGCAAGGGUUCCUGGACUCAGUGUUUAGGAUUUAAAAAAAAAUAGGGACUCAAAAUGGUGAGGUAACUUCCCGAAGAUUAUGAAGCGUGCACCAGAUCUAGUCCAUGCGGCCCCAGGUUUGGUGGUCUUUCUGUGAUACCAGGCCACCUGGAAGUAGGUUCAUAUACUCCCCCAAAAAAGCAACAAUCCAGGGAGUGGCCAUUCAUUUUCCAUCUUGUGUUAUCUUUGUUAUCAUUGUUGUCAUAGUGAAUGAACUCUUCCAAAUAUUUAGUAGAUAAUAUAGGCCGAGAAGGAUUGAACACUUAAGAGGGACAGGAUGGCCAUCGGAGCAGUCUCCAGCUUAGCUUUGCUAAUUAAUGUAUCACUCAGCAUUUACAAUGAUGCUUGGCAGAGUGGAUACUCGGUGAAAGUUUGUUGAAUGAAUGAAUGAAAAGACAUUUAGAACCAUACAAGGCCCGGAUAGAAAUAAUUUAAAGCCUUAAACUAAGAAUUAGGCCAAGUAUGUAUCUGAUAUGCCCAGCUGCUUUAAAUAGCAUCUACCCCUUGUUUUAUUUAAAUACACACACAAAAAUGGCUCUUAUUUGUGUGACUACUGGUUUCUUGUUACAUCAUCAUCAUCAUCAUCAUCAAAUUUAUGUCCUAGAAACCAAAAUCCCCAGCUUACUGUGUAGGUAUUGGAUUCACACCCAGUAGAAUGUUCUAGAUAUCCAUGAGUUCAAGAGUCUCUAAAUCACUGUUAGUGUGGCCAGAAACAGGGUUUUUUGUUUGUUUUUGUUUCUUAGAACCACUCUUAUUUCUGGAAACUAAAAAUAUCUUUAUUUGCCCUACCCUGUGGAACCACAGAUAUUUAGAACUACUUAACUUUGGUAAUGAGGAAGAAAUGAGAAGAAAGCUGGGGGAAGGGCACAAGACUGGGUUAGGAGAAAAGGGGAGGGCAGGGGGAAAGAGAACAGGAGGCGAACGAGAGAAAGCAAAAAAGGCACAAGGGAAGGGGAGAGGUGGGGGUCUCACACUGGUCACUUUCCACCCCAGAUUCCUUAGUCUUGUAUGUAUUGAAUGUAAUUGAAGGAGACUUACACAUGCUCAUUUUAUGUUGAUUACAUGUGGUAUUGAAUCUGAGAUUCUGGCUGCAAAUUUUGAUGCUGGGUGGGCAUAUUCAAAGGACCGGGAUGCAGUAGUAAGAACUCGGUUGUUCUCUCAGGACAUGCAGGUCACUGCGGGUUCCUCCUGACAAGUCAGGCUUGCCGUGGGCAUGUUGCCUCCCCAAAACGUCCCAGCAAGGCUUUUACUCGGAGAGACUUAGGUCCGGCCUGUUCACACUGCACCCCAGGUAUCAAUUCAUUCAUUCACCAAAUUUUUAUUGUGCUAUUACUCUGACUCAGGCUAUGGUGCUCACAGUCUCAAUUCUUUCCACCAGAGCGUGAGCGAGAGGGGGAACCACAGUUCUAGGCGGCUGAGAACCUUGGCCUUCUCUAACCUCUGUGGCAUAAGUAAAACUGACUCAUCUGUUGCUCUGAAAGUGUGUGUCCAGGGUUUUUGUUUUUUUUUUUUACCUUGAUGCCAACAUAGUUACCAUAGCAGAGAGCCCUGCCCUGCCCUGUGUUACCCUGGUUAUGAAAUGAAAAAGGAGUGUAAGAGUGCUCCUCAUUACUCCAUUCUUCUCCCAAGCCGCCGGCUUUCAGCUGCCCGCAGAGUUCUUCUGGCUUCCAGGACUUAGCACUUAGUAACAGGUACUGAGAGCAUGAUAAAGCAUUGCUUUUAAUCUCAAGGCUCAGAAGGCUUUUCUUAGUUCCCCUGCUUUUGCAAUAUUGCAUUUAUGAAAUCUGCAUACUUGUAGCUGUUGUAUUUGAAUA
Neomonachus schauinslandi (Hawaiian monk seal) is the source of this 3871-nucleotide messenger RNA. It is a transcript of the gene CYBB, whose product is annotated as cytochrome b-245 heavy chain. Gene Ontology annotation, molecular function: superoxide-generating NAD(P)H oxidase activity. The coding region runs from base 54 to 1766 and encodes 570 amino acids. The transcript has 13 exons. The record is from RefSeq and is a predicted model, not a curated record. Gene Ontology annotation, biological process: defense response; superoxide anion generation. Lineage: Eukaryota; Metazoa; Chordata; Mammalia; Carnivora; Phocidae. Gene Ontology annotation, cellular component: plasma membrane; NADPH oxidase complex.